Messenger RNA from Prunus armeniaca (apricot), 753 nucleotides. NCBI's taxonomy places the organism in Eukaryota, Viridiplantae, Streptophyta, Magnoliopsida, Rosales, Rosaceae. The record is from the annotation of a GenBank genome assembly.
AUGACCUCUUCCAUCAAAGCAGGAGGGUCGUGGACAAACGUUCGAAGCAACCAAGAUCUUGGCGGUGAGAGCCUUAAAGUAAUUCAUAAACUUCCACCAGAAGUGGAACGGGUAAAUGCUGCUGAUUGUGUUUCAUUGGAACGAUUUGCAAAAUUGUCUAGCAUCUUGGAGCAUAAAGAGGAACAAAUGAUCAAAUGCAUCGCAUUGUUUAAUUGUCAGAAGCUAUGUGACAAUUUGGCUCAUGACUUGUCAAAGAUUGAAAAUAUUUCACUGAAUAAGGUCAGUCUCUGCUUUGUCUUUCUCUCCUCUAAGCAAUCUCAAUUCGACAUUGUAUUUCUCGAAAGUGAAGUUCCUAAGUGGUUCAGUCAUCGUGAAGAUUUGUAUGAAAUGAGUGAUGAAUAUGAGUUUUCUUUAGAAAUCCCUCGAAAUUUCAAACUGCAAAAUAGAGGAUUGUCUAUAUGUGUUGCUGUUGGAAUUAAUAAAAUAUUAAAAGAAAUGAUGCAAAGUAAGAUUGGUGUUGAAAUUAGCCAAAAAGAAAAAGAAGAAGUAAUGCAAGAAGAAGAAGAAGAAGGAAAAUGGCAAAGUAAUUAUGGCCGUUGCUUAUUCAUAGCUAGAAUUUACAUUAACGGAGAAAGUGUUGUGGUGCAUUUGUUUUUCUUUGAACAAACAUAUGUGGAAUCACCUCAUGUGCUGCUGCUUUAUGUUCCAUUCGUUAGGCUUGCACGUUCUAUUGUUAGCGAGAUCCUAGCUUAA